CUUCAUUAUUAUUCUGGGCACGGCAGGCCGAUGAGGGUGCAACUGCUGACGUAUAGAAACUAAGCCACGAAACUCCACCCGUCCUGUUGAUUGCUGCUGCCUCGCAACUCCCCUCGUAAUUCCAUUCCAACUGUCGUUCUAUGCCAUUACGUGGUCUUUGCCUGCCAGAAGGGAGUCCUCUCCUCAACUCAUGCCCACUUUAUCUCUUGAAUUAUUGUGAAACCAUAUUGUUGUAACUUCUUUUCUGUCAUCGAUUUACAUGUCCCUUUGCUGUUCCAUAUUAUACAAAAUCAAGUUUGCGGCUUCUUAAUACCGCCAACGGAUACGCAUCUCCGCCAUGGCUUCCCUUAAUCUUUCAUCCGAUGGGCCAUCGAUAUCGAAGAGCUACCAGGCAGUGGUGAAUGCGCCGCCUCCAUCAGGCCCCGCCGUGGACUCCUCAACUUAUGGUCAAUGGGCUGUUUUUUCUGUUUCCACGCCGCUUGUCAACGUUUUCCAACAGAGUUCUGGCAACAAAGAAAGUGUUCUGAAGGUUCAAAGCACUGGAGAUGGAGAGCUGGCCGAUCUCAUUGAUGAGUUCUCGGAGGGCAAGGUCCAAUUCGCCUACGUCAAGGUCAGGGAUCCCAAUACGGGGCUCCCAAAAAACGUGUUAAUUGCAUGGUGUGGAGAGGGUGUUCCUGAACGUACUAAGGGGUAUUUUACUAGCCAUCUGGCUACCGUCUCAAAGUUCCUACAUGUUAGGCUUAGAUCGCCCUAAAUAGGAAAUUACCCCAGUGCCACUAACAUGGAACUCCAGGGUUAUCAUGUCCAAGUUACCGCACGUUCUGACGGAGAUUUGACACCUGAAGGCAUCAUUCAGAAGGUUGCCGAUUCUUCUGGUUCUAAGUACUCAUCCGGGCUUGAACAACAUUCAACAGCUGCUGCUCCUAGCCCCCCAACAUCCAGCAAGCCUGUUUUUACGCCUACGCGGACGACCGGAGGGGUCAAACCUCCUGCACCGAUACCAAACAUGACCAAACCAAUGGCUUUUAAGCAAGAUGAUGUUGAUGACAAUGGAUGGGGACCAGAUGCUCCACCGAUUACCAGAACCGGGCUAGAAAAGGUACAGCCAGCUUAUAAGCCCACAAAGGUGGACUUGCGGGAACUCAGGUCGGCAAAGCAACCCGUCACGGAAACUAAGUUUGACCGUGCCAAUGAAAAUCGGGAUGACAUCGUCAAAGGGGGUUAUCGCCCCAUUGGGAAAGUAGACAUUGCGGCCAUACGGAGGCAAGCCCUUGAAGCCGGAGAGCUUAAGGAUGAACGUCCAGAACCGGUAAAAGGUGCAUAUCAGCCGGUCGGCAAAGUUGAUAUUGCUGCAAUUCGCUCAAGGGCUCAGACGCCAGACGACGCCGCUCCGAGUGGAGCAAAACAGCCCCAGGUCGCUGAUAGGCCGCCUACAGUUUCUGAACGAUCUGCUUUGUUCAGUACUUCUGAGCGUCUGACGAGUCUUCCGAAGCCGAAAGUUUCAAAUAAAUUCGCCGGAAGUAUGCCUUUCACGGGAACAAAACCCCCUCUUCCCGGCGAAUCCGCCCCCAAACCCGCGGCAGCUACUGUGCGAAUUGGCGGUGCAAGCAGGACUUUCGCGGACGAAGGGGGUAAGACACCUGCACAGCUAUGGGCGGAAAGGAAAGCGAAGGAAUGGGGGCCUGGCGGCUCUCCAACCUUAUCUACGACUUCCGUGUCGGAGCCCCCAAUUCCGAGUCAACUCAGUGGCAAUGGGGAAUGGAAGAGCUCGUACACCGGCAAGCAUUGGGAGCCAGUGCAGACGACACAUACCGGCAAGUCUUUUAGCAGUAAUGCAUCCCAGAAACUCGAAGAUGUGAGCACCGGCGAGAAGUUGGAUGAAGAAAGCCUGCCUCAUCAGAGCGUCAGUGCGUUGCGUGAACAGUUCGCACAUGGAACGGCCAAGGAACCAUCAAAGUUAGGGAAGAUUAUCAAUGCUCCAAGCACUGGACACAGUAUACCGAUACCUGGUCUCCCAUCAGGACCUACGGAGCCAGAGUACGAGUCCGACUCCAAGCAGGUCGUCCCUAGCCCGCCGGAGCAGCCAAGGUCACCAACUCCCCCUACGCCCCAUGUCCGCGAAACUUCGCCAAUCCGUGUAGCAGUGCCUGUUAGCCGAGGGGUCGCGGAUGCGCAUGAUGAGCAGUAUUCACCACCUGCGGCCCUGCCUGUUCAAGGUCUCCAACAAGCAAUCCCUGACGAGAAUGUUCUUGAGGAUGCUCCUCAUGAUAUAGGCCGUGCAACUGCCGAGGCUACCGUUGGCGCUGGCCAACGUGUAGGCCAAGGUGGCGCCAUUCGAGCCGUCGUGCAAUAUGAUUACGAAAGGGCAGAAGAUAAUGAGAUUGAACUAAGAGAAGGAGAAUAUGUGACUGAAAUCGAGAUGGUGGACAGGGAUUGGUGGCUUGGUGUAAACACCAAUGGCGAAAGAGGCCUCUUCCCGAGUAAUUAUGUCGAAGUCAUCGAGAAUGAUCAACCAGAACAACCAACAUCCACCGCUGUGGCUCAUGAACCCGAACCAGCUUCACCUGUUCCUGUGGCCGAGCAGUCUGAAAUUUCAGCUCCAGGCACCGCUCCUAAAUCUGGAGCCCCUACAGCAACUGCGUUGUACGACUACGAAGCCGCGGAGGAUAAUGAGAUCAGCUUCCCCGAGGGCGCCAAGAUAACGAACAUUGAAUUCCCCGAUGAUGACUGGUGGCUCGGCGAGUAUGGCGGCCAAACAGGCCUAUUCCCGUCAAAUUAUGUCCAGCUUGAUGAGUAAGAAACUCUUGUUUGGAAGCUUCUCUGCAUAAAAGAAGAGCCAUGAAUUGUACUGUCAGUCAGUAGCUACCAUCUGGCCUGCGUCAAUGCUUCUUAGCCUGCUCUGGAAUAGUUUCUUUUUGUGUUUUGGGGUCCUCUAGCAGUUGAAGGAAAUAUGAAUACAUGUACUGCAGCAUCGGGAUCUGCUGGUUACUAGGUACCUUAGUAAUAAGUAGCAUUGUUUUGCAAUGUUGAUGGGUACUACUAACUAUAACUAGUAUGGAUGGACCAUGUACAUAGCCCUUGCCUAGGUAGUUUGUGCAACCAAUUAGGUAUGUGUAUCAUGAUAAGGUAAUCCACCACCGAGCCGCUGAUUUUCCUACCGACUACCCAUCAGAAUUAAUGCUUUUGCAACCAUUAACACCAUUAAAUUAGACAAUCU
Monascus purpureus is the source of this 3217-nucleotide messenger RNA. The record is from the annotation of a GenBank genome assembly. NCBI's taxonomy places the organism in Eukaryota, Fungi, Ascomycota, Eurotiomycetes, Eurotiales, Aspergillaceae.